AUGAUAUUAUCCCNUAGUUUUGCAUAAUUACAAGCAGCUUCUUAUUUUGUAUCAGAUUUUUUAGAUGGAAUACUAUAAGUUGGUGGUCAUUUAAUUAUGAAAGUUAUGAUUACAUCACUUUCAACUCAUAAAAUAGAUGCAUUAUGUUCAAGUUUUGCUAUUACAGGUUCUAUAUUUAUUCUCGUUACAAUUUAUAUCUGUGAUUCAAGUUCAAGAAAAUAAUUCUUAUCCACAGUAAGUGAAGACAUAUGGGAUCAAUAAUUGCCACAUAUUAUAAAAAAACCAUUUAUCAAGCUCAGUUAUUCUAAUACCAUUAUAAAUAUAUUACAAAGUCAUCUCAUUGAGAUAUUCCCUAAUUUUAAUAGUGAAUAAUGUUAUGGAUGUAAUGGAAGAUAAUUUUUAAGAGAUUGUUAGAUUGAUAAAGUUUCAUUAUCACAUUGUAUUCUUAAACAAAGUGAUAUUUUAAAUAAGACAAUCAAAGCUAAUUACAAAUGUCAUAGAUUCGAUUUAAGAGUUUGUAAAUAUGGUAUAGAGAACAUGAAUUUAUUAGUUAUUUUGGAAAAAAUUAUUACAACUACUCAAACAAAAGUAUUCCCAAAUGAAGUUAGAUAGGAUAUAAGUAAAUAAAUAAGAAUCAAUCAUUAAGAAUACUUACGUUUCUUUUAUUGGGGUUUACUAUCCCUUAUCCAUCUUAACAAUCAUGAAAUAAAGGAAAUUAAAUUGUUUCUUAUGUUUAAAAGACUUAAUAAGAGUUAUCGCAAUUAUUUGUUACCAAUUUAACUUUUUACAAAAUAUCAAGAAGUCCAUCUUAAUACAUAUGCCAAUUUAUUGAGGAUAUAUCUUAUUCAAAUAUACCACAUAUUAAUUGAGCUAUAUUCAUUGUCUUAUAGAAUUAGAAUUUAAAUUAGAGAAUGUGAUGAAUAUAUAGAAUUACAUAUUUUGAUAAAUUCAAGUAUGUUUCACACUCUUUAUCAAAACAAUAUUUUUAUAUAAAAUAUAGAAAGAUUCAUCCUUUAUGAACCCUUAUCUAACGAUUUAAGAAUACGUCUCAGUAAACAGUUAUCCUUUAAAUGA
Paramecium primaurelia is the source of this 1074-nucleotide messenger RNA. The record is from the annotation of a GenBank genome assembly. NCBI's taxonomy places the organism in Eukaryota, Ciliophora, Oligohymenophorea, Peniculida, Parameciidae.